AACAAAAGUGGGAGUAAGCUUAGGAAGUCCGAAAGCAAUGGAGUCCCGCCCUUUUCAGAGUGUCUCUUUUCUUCCUCUGCACGACCAUUUCCUGUCGAGAGCGCCAUUAGCCAUGGCAAUCACUUCCUUCCAUUGCUCCAUAAGGCAUUAGUGCUUAUAAGAGAAGAAGAAGAAUACAAGUUUCGAAGACGAAGACGAAGAAGAAAGGCAGAAAUGAGUACGGUCGAUAAGAUGCUGAUCAAAGGCAUUCGGAGCUUUGACCCCGAAAACAAGCAUGUCAUCACCUUCUUCAAGCCCUUGACCCUCAUCGUUGGCUCUAACGGUGCUGGAAAAACUACCAUUAUCGAGUGCUUGAAGCUCUCCUGCACCGGUGAGUUGCCUCCCAAUGCGAGGUCUGGUCACAGUUUCAUCCAUGACCCUAAGGUUGCGGGAGAAACUGAGACAAAGGGUCAAAUCAAGCUUCGAUUUAAGACGGCCGCAGGUAAAGAUGUUGUAUGUAUCAGGUCCUUUCAGCUGACCCAGAAAGCAUCGAAGAUGGAGUAUAAAGCAAUUGAGAGUGUGCUUCAGACUUUAAAUCCUCACACUGGAGAGAAAGUUUGCCUUAGUUAUAGAUGUGCUGACAUGGAUCGGGAAAUCCCUGCUCUAAUGGGUGUGUCCAAGGCAAUUCUGGAAAAUGUUAUAUUUGUACAUCAAGAUGAAGCCAAUUGGCCGUUGCAAGACCCGUCUACCUUAAAGAAAAAAUUUGAUGAUAUCUUUUCUGCUACCAGAUAUACAAAGGCAUUGGAGGUCAUAAAGAAACUUCACAAGGAUCAACAUCAGGAGAUAAAGACCUACAAGCUGAAAUUGGAGAAUCUACAAACACUGAAAGAUGCCGCAUAUAAGCUUCGUGAAAGCAUUGCUCAUGAUCAGGAAAGAACAGAAUCUUUAAAAAGUCAGAUGCAGGAGUUCGAAACAAGUAUCCAGGAUGUGGAUGCUAAAAUUCAUCAUACUGAAGUAACGCUGAAAGACCUGAGGAAGUUGCAGGAUCAAAUAUCAACUAAGACUGCUGAAAGAAGCACUUUGUUUAAGGAACAACAGAAACAGUAUGCAGCUCUUGAAGAGGAGAAUGAAGACACUGAUGAAGAAUUGAAGGAAUGGAAGACUAAGUUUGAAGAGAAGGUUGCAGAACUAGAAUCUAAAAUUAGCAAGUUCGAAAGAGAAUUGACUGACCAAGAAACUAAAAGUUCUUUUCUAAGAAAGACAACUGAUGACUAUUUCAAAGAGAUCAGCAAGCUUCAAACUGAAGCUGAAGUUCACUUGUCCUUGAAGAAUGAACGAGAUUCUACCAUUCGAAAAAUUUUCACAGUGCAUAAUCUAGGUCCUCUUCCAAAUUCUCCCUUCAGCAAUGAAGAUGCUUUAAACUUCACAAAUAGAAUAAUAUUAAGACUACCGGAUCUUGAAAAGGAUUUGCAGGAUAAGAAGAAAUCAAAUGAAGUUGAGCUUAAGACAGCCUGGGACCGCUACAUGGUUGCAAAUGAUCACUGGACUACUGCUGACGUUCAAAAGCAGGCUAAAGUAGAUAUAAAGAGUGGCCUUCAGAAACGUAUUGAAGAGAAGGAAAAUGAGCGUAAUUCAUUAGAAAUUCAAAUUUCAAACGUUGAUUUUUCUCAUAUUAAUGAGAGAGAAAAAAACAUGAGAACAGAGAUGGAAAGGAAAAAAAAUCUCAUUGCCGAAAGAAACUUUGAAUCAAAUAUAACUCAAAAGCAAACUGAAUUAUAUUCCAUAGAGCAGAAGAUUAAGUCUCUUACUCAAGAAAAAGAUAUCAUGGUUGGUGAUUCUGAUGAAAGAGUAAAAUUGUCUCUGAAGAAGUCAGAAUUGGAGAAUCAAAAACGAAAGCAUAAAAAGAUAAUUGAUGAACAUAGAGAAAAGAUAAGAGGAGUGCUAAAAGGAAGGCUUCCUCUAGACAAGGACUUAAAAAGGGAAAUAACUCAAGCUGUGAGGGCUGUUACCAUGGAGUUUGAUGAUUUGAAGAAUAAAUCUCAUGAGGCAGAACAGGAGGUGAAAAUGUUGCAGACGAAAAUACAAGAAGAUAAUAAUAACAUCUCCAAACUUCGUAAAGAUGUGGAAUCAAGGAAAAGAUACAUUGAAUCCAAAAUCAAGACCUUGGAUCAGCAAUUUGCUUCCAUUGAUUCCUAUCUUAAAGCCUUGGAGACAGCUAAGGAGAAAAGGGAUGUCCAGAAAAGCAAAUACAACAUUGCUGAUGGUAUGCGACAAAUGUUUGAUCCUUUUGAGAGAGUUGCACGCGCUCAUCAUGUUUGCCCUUGCUGCGAGCGAUCUUUCUCUGCAGAAGAAGAAGACGAGUUUGUUAAAAAGCAAAGAGUGAAGGCCUCUACUUCAGCUGAGCAUAUGAAAGUGCUGGCGGUUGAGUCAUCAAAGGCUGACUCUCUUUUUCAGCAGUUGGAUAAGCUUCGCUUGGCUUAUGAAGAAUAUAUUAAAAUGGGCAAGGAGACAAUUCCAAAUGCAGAAAAAGAAUUAAAUAAACAUUCUGAAGAGUUGGAUCAGAAGUCUCAAGCCCUCGAUGAUCUGUUAGCUGUUUUAGCUCAAAUAAAGUCUGAGAAGGAUUCAAUCGAUGUUUUGGUUCAACCCAUCGAAUCUGCUGAUCGGCUAUUCCAAGAAAUUCAAACUUGUCAGAAACAAGUUGAUGAGUUAGAGUAUAAGCUUAGUUUUGGAGGGCAAGGAGUAAGAUCCCUGGAGGAUAUUCAGUCGGAGCUAAAUACUUUACAGAUUACAAAAGAUAGUUUGCAUAAUGAAUUGGAGAAGCUAAGGGAUGACCAAAGGUACAUGGAAAAGGAUAUGUCAAACAUAAAAGAUCGAUUGCACACACUAUGUGCGGAGAAAGUUGAAGCAGAUAAUGUAUUUCGAGAUGUGAGAAAAGCAGAAGAAGAGUUGGAGCGUUUGGUCGAGGAGAAAAGUCAAGUUGAACUUGAUGAAAAGUAUUUGGCAGAAACCAUUGGUCCUCUAUCUAGGGAGAAAGAUAAAUUAUUGAACGAGUACAAUGAACUGAAAGCUAAACUCAAUCUUGAAUACGAGGAACAAGCUAAGCAAAAGAUGAGUUAUGCGCAGGAAGUUGAUUCACUACAGAAAGUUACUUCUAAAAUAAAAGAAUUUCAUGAUUUGAAGAAAGAAGAGAGGCUGAAGGAACUGCAAGAAAGGCUUUCUUCCUCAGAAUUAGAGCUUCAGAGAUGUGAAGCUAAGAAGCAACAUAUUUUGUCCGAGUUGGAAAGAAAUAGAGACGUAAUUAGGAGUCGAGAUAAAUUACGACGCAAUAUUGAGGAUAACUUGAAUUACCGCAAAACAAAGGCUGAAGUAGAUGAACUUACCCGUGAGAUUGAAUCGCUAGAAGAGAAAAUACUGAGGAUUGGUGGCAUUUCCACAGUUGAAAGUGAGCUUGUAAAGCUCUCACGGGAAAGAGAGAGGCUUCUUUCUGAGUUAAAUAGGUGCCGUGGAACUAUGUCUGUUUAUGACAGCAAUAUUUCAAAGAAUAAGGUCGAUCUAAAACAUUCGCAAUACAAGGACAUUGACAAGCGGUACUUUGAUCAGUUGAUACAGCUUAAGACAACUGAGAUGGCAAACAAGGAUCUGGACAGAUACUACAAUGCACUCGACAAGGCACUCAUGCGCUUCCACACAAUGAAAAUGGAGGAAAUAAAUAAAAUUAUUCGGGAAUUAUGGCAGCAAACGUACAGGGGACAAGAUAUAGAUUACAUUAGUAUUCGUUCUGAUUCAGAAGGCGCUGGGACUCGUUCUUACAGCUAUAGGGUUCUUAUGCAGACUGGUGAUGCAGAACUAGAAAUGAGAGGAAGAUGUAGUGCUGGCCAGAAGGUCCUUGCUUCUCUUAUCAUAAGGCUGGCUUUAGCCGAAACGUUUUGCCUCAAUUGCGGAAUACUAGCACUAGAUGAACCAACCACAAACUUGGAUGGUCCAAACGCCGAGAGUCUUGCCACGGCUCUCCUCAAAAUUAUGGAGGAUAGGAAAGGCCAGGAAAAUUUUCAGCUGAUAGUUAUCACUCACGACGAGCGUUUUGCUCAACUAAUUGGACAACGCCAGCAUGCAGAAAAAUAUUACCGGGUCACAAAGGACGAUCACCAACAUAGCAUAAUUGAAGCUCAGGAGAUAUUUGGUUGAAGCUUUUUACAAAUGAGAGAGGUCCCAACACUAGUCAUGAAGGAGGAACCAUCAGUAUCUCAUACGCAAAAUCUAUGCCCAAAAUACCCUGUGAGUUUUCGUGCCAUUAUCAUAUCUUUAAUUGUUUAAGAAACUGUCUUGGCCAGAUAUGAACAUUUAUUUUUCUAGCCUUUAAUUGAUGAACAAGCAAGAGACCACUGUUAGUAUAUAUUACUCUUAAAAUUUAUAUAAUAUAUUUUAUAAUAUCUUGGUGAUUUUUGCUUCA
This is a messenger RNA of Humulus lupulus (European hop), 4429 nucleotides long. Its product is annotated as DNA repair protein RAD50. Gene Ontology annotation, cellular component: condensed nuclear chromosome; Mre11 complex; nucleus. The coding region runs from base 214 to 4164 and encodes 1316 amino acids. Gene Ontology annotation, molecular function: ATP hydrolysis activity; double-stranded telomeric DNA binding; G-quadruplex DNA binding. The record is from RefSeq and is a predicted model, not a curated record. NCBI's taxonomy places the organism in Eukaryota, Viridiplantae, Streptophyta, Magnoliopsida, Rosales, Cannabaceae. The transcript has 27 exons. Gene Ontology annotation, biological process: chromosome organization involved in meiotic cell cycle; telomere maintenance via recombination; telomere maintenance via telomerase.